This is a messenger RNA of Camellia sinensis, 1135 nucleotides long. Its product is annotated as transcription factor JUNGBRUNNEN 1. The record is from RefSeq and is a predicted model, not a curated record. Gene Ontology annotation, biological process: regulation of DNA-templated transcription. Gene Ontology annotation, molecular function: DNA binding. Lineage: Eukaryota; Viridiplantae; Streptophyta; Magnoliopsida; Ericales; Theaceae.
AAAUCAAACUCAAGUUUCGACCAAACCUCAUUAUGGUAGUAUAAGAAGGGUGUUCUAACAUCUGAAAAAGGGAGACAGGAAAAGUAGGGAGAAGAGAAAGAUGAGUGGUUUGUGCAAUAAUAGUGAGGAGGAGGACGAAGAAGUGCUGCUUCCAGGGUUUAGGUUCCAUCCAACAGAUGAAGAGCUUCUUGGAUUUUAUCUUAGGAGAAAGGUGGAGAACAAACCAAACACUAUUGAACUCAUCAAACACAUUGAUAUCUGCAAAUAUGAUCCUUGGGAUCUUCCAAAAGCUGGUAUAGUUGGAGACAAGGAAUGGUAUUUCUAUAGCAUAAGAGAGAGGAAGUACAGGAACAGCAUAAGGCCCAAUAGGGUCACAGCUUCUGGAUUUUGGAAAGCUACUGGGGUUGACAGACCCAUAUGUUCAACUUCAAAUCCCCAUGAAUGCAUUGGCUUGAAAAAAGCCCUAGUUUUUUACAGAGGAAGAGCAGGAAAAGGAACAAAGACUGAGUGGAUGAUGCAUGAGUUUCGUCUUCCAACUAGUAACAACACCAACCUAUCUAAAGCAAGAAACAUCACUAAGGAACUGGAAGUUUGGACUAUAUGUAGAGUUUUUACGAGAAGUGUUUCUUAUAGGAAGUAUGAAUCAGAUUGGAGGGAAACCCCACUGAAGAAAUCAUCAAUGAAAUGUUCAAUUCCAAAACCAUGCACUUCUUCCAAGUUGGAUGUGAGUUAUAAGUCUAGAAGCAUUGAAAAUUCUAAGGAGAAACAAAGGAAUAACCAGUUGGUUGCAGGCCACCUGAACUUUUCAAAUCCAAAUGGGAAUUCAAUUUCCAAAGAUGGGAAUUGGGAUGAACUGCAACCAAUCCUGGACUUUGCACUUCAUCCACAUAUGGUAGUAGGUAAAGAUGGAAGGUGGAAUUAAUGUUGUUUUUUGUUUUUUUAUCAACAAAAGUCGGUCAGUUAAUUGUUAGAUCAAGUAUUCAUGUCUAUCUUGUUCAUAUCCUAUCAAUGGAUCUAUAAGCACAAAUAAUGUCCCGAGUAGGGAUGUACAACACUUUUAUUUAUGUUUUUAUCUAUCUAAAUGUAUCUUUUUUUCACUAUUGUAAUGCUACACAAAGGUGACUUAAUUAUUAAG